Messenger RNA from Trichoplax adhaerens, 537 nucleotides. RefSeq lists its product as uncharacterized. The transcript has 4 exons. Gene Ontology annotation, cellular component: membrane. The record is from RefSeq and is a predicted model, not a curated record. Lineage: Eukaryota; Metazoa; Placozoa; Uniplacotomia; Trichoplacea; Trichoplacidae. The coding region runs from base 1 to 537 and encodes 178 amino acids.
AUGAAAAUCGUUCCUUUACGUUCGUUUCUAUUGGCGUAUGUCCUGAUAUUCUUUAGCUUUACUACUGGAACUGGAUCGGAAUUUUGUCCUAACAAUUGCAAAUGUAGCGAUACAGAAAUUAAAUGCUCUAACUUGAUAGCACCUUCAUUUUCUAUCCCAACGGGAAUAAAAUCCUUGUUAUUUGAACAAAGGAUACCUUGUGACUGUAAGUAUUUAUUUCCUCUUCUGUGGGCUGCCAGACUAAAAAAUGUAACGGUAGAUGGCUACUGUAGUACGCCUUCACGCUUUAGAAACUAUCACCUGGAUCGUAUGUUCGAUUAUUUAUUAUGUGAUAACAACUUAAAAGCAGGUUUCAAGCUAUCUUCAGUCUAUGAAUUUCACCUUAAACCGAAGCAUUCUGCAGUUUGUUCUUUCGAUAAUGGCUUGUGCGGCUGGCAACAACUGGCUAAUAUCGAUUUCUUCGACUGGAAAUAUCAUCAUAGUGUUGGCUCUCAAUCAGUGAAUGCAUACCAAGAAGGAAUUGGUAAAAAAUCGUAA